AUGUCUAAACUGCCAAACGAGAUCUUGAACCAAGUCUUUGGAGACUCUCGCUCGCCGGAAAUCAGUUUUGUUAAACUCUUGCGAGUCCAAGAUGAUUAUGGCGUGAUUGAGUUUGACUGGCGCGACCAGCCUAUCUUCACUGAGGCCACAUUCCCCAGGUUUGACCCGGCUUCUAUGAAGCUUGGUCCUUUUGAAGAGAUGAACGAGGAACAUUUUCGACGUCGUAGGCGCGUAGAAGACUGGUGGAACAAGAGGCGCCCUACCAGUGCUCCUUUUCAUCCCCAGGCGCCACUUCGCUGGACGAAUGCGGCAGCUCGACGCAUUUCCUUCGGAGAGAACCCCGUUGUGCUCCCUAUACAGAUGGGACUACCGGACGAGUUGAAGCACAAAGAAGGAGACUAUCUCAUGACGACCCCGGAGUUUGAUGUUCUCAAGCGCUCACAACUAAUUCUAAACCCAACCUUGGACAUACUCUGUCUUCAAGUGGGAGAUUUGUCUGACCAUUUCCCCGAAGUGCCCAGUCCGGAUGGCUGCAAACAUGUCAUACAGGUCUCGGCAGCUCACCCUGGCACAAGCCGAAUUUCGAAACUGGCUGUUGAAUUUCAUGGUCCAACAACUCGGGAAUGGUGCAGAUACUGCAUCGAAAGAUUCGACAAUGGAGGCCAUAAGUCUGCAGGAGUCCUUGCUCAUAGCCCGGAGGACUGCCACAGGGCGCUGCCCGUCAGGCGCUGCGAACAGCCAUGCAACGAGUGCGACGAUUGCGAGGAAUAUGCCGUAACUUUCAGACCCCACAACGGGAUAUACGACCUGCUGGACGAGUUUGUCGGGGUUCGCAGCCUCUUUCUGAUAGACUGGGCUUAUGAAUCCGUGGGCACCGAGCCCGACCCAUCUACCGCCUACGCCUCCAACGGGGAAUACGACUUCUUUCUGGUGGAAAGAGGUGCAGGGCAGGAGAGAUGGCGGGCCGAGCGCCCAUGUCCCUUCGAGUCGCUAUAUUGUGCCGAAAGUAUAGAGCAGGGUUUCAAGUGGGAAUUAGAAUCAGAGGAGGCUGUUUUGAUGAAGAAAUUAAAUGAGCUAAACGACAAGCUGGCCGAUCUGGAUGAUCCGAAGGAGGAAAGCAGCAGGAAGACAUUAAAGCUGAAGAAAGACGCUCGGAAAUUAACGCAGAGACUGGCCGCUCCGAGGUCAAAGGAACCGUUUAGAUGCCAGGUCCUGGCUGCGGUGAAAAAGAAGAAAUCCUCUGCCGAGGAGAAUUCGACGGAAAGUGUUGCAGGGAGCAGUGACCAGGCCAAAAAGAGGCGGCGGGAUGGCAGCGAACAUGACUGUGAGUUGCGGGCAAAGCGGAGAGCAUAG
This is a messenger RNA of Clonostachys rhizophaga, 1353 nucleotides long. NCBI's taxonomy places the organism in Eukaryota, Fungi, Ascomycota, Sordariomycetes, Hypocreales, Bionectriaceae. The record is from the annotation of a GenBank genome assembly.